CAGAGACCCGGCGGAGGAGGAUGCUAACACCGGCUCGGUGGGGCUGUCUCCGGGGGUUUAUUUAGCAGGCAGUGGGGGUGCCGGUGUAAAAUGCAGCGGGGCGGACGGGCUGUGCGGGUCGGCCUUGCUGAGCUCGGCUGCUGCGCCUCAUGCUCGCCUCUCACGCAUCUCUCCUAGGACUUGUGAUUAGCGCGUUUUUGUUUCCAGGUCAGAAUCUCCGUUUCCUGUGCGGCGUGUUUGUACUAAAAUGGCCGGAGAUGGCGGCGCUCUGAAGGAUAUCAAUGAGAUUAAGUCCCAGUUCCGGACCAGAGAGGGCUUCUACAAGCUGCUCACCCUCUCAGACUCGCUGCAGCGGGGCGGGCUGCCGCGGGGGCCGUCCGCCGGAGCCACGCUGGGCCCCGGGGCCGGACCGGGUCCGAUACCCGGCGGAGGGGUCGGGCUGCUGCAGGGGCCCGGGGCUGCAGCCGCCGCCGCUGCCGCUGCCGCCUCUUCCUCCUCCAAUGCCGCAGCCAACUCCUCCCCGGCUGGCUUCCUGCCGCCGGUCCGGGUCUCCAUGGUGAAGCUGCAGCCCGAAGACCCGAGCGAGGAGUCGGAGCGGGUGUGCUUCAACAUCGGCAGGGAGCUGUAUUUCUACACGUACACCAACAUCAAGAAGGCUGUGGACCUCAGUAAGCCCAUAGACAAGAGGAUCUACAAGGGGACGCAGCCCACGUGUCACGACUUCAACCAGUACUCGGCCACAGCAGAGAGCGUAGCUCUCAUCGUGGGUUUCUCAGCCGGGCAGGUCCAGUAUCUCGACCCCAUCAAGAAGGAAACCAGUAAACUCUUUAACGAGGAGAGGUUGAUAGACAAAUCCAAGGUAACGUGUCUAAAAUGGCUUCCCAAGUCGGAGAACCUGUUCCUGGCCUCCCACGCCAGCGGUCACCUCUACCUCUACAACGUGGACCACCCAUGCGGCACCACGGCGCCACAGUACUCUCUGUUGCGGCAGGGCGAAGGCUUCGCCGUUUAUGCCUGCAAAACCAAGACGCCGCGCAACCCUCUGCUGCGGUGGGCCGUCGGGGAGGGAGGCCUCAACGAGUUUGCGUUCUCCCCAGAUGGCGUGCACGUGGCGUGCGUGGGCCAGGACGGAUGCCUGCGUGUCUUCCACUUUGAUUCGAUGGAGCUUCAGGGCGUGAUGAAGAGCUACUUUGGUGGGCUGCUCUGCGUGUCAUGGAGCCCAGACGGGAAAUAUCUCGCCACGGGAGGGGAGGAUGAUCUGGUUACUGUGUGGUCAUUUGCAGAAAGCCGAGUGGUAGCGAGGGGGCACGGCCACAAGUCUUGGGUCAACGUGGUAGCAUUCGAUCCCUUCACGACUUCCCUGGAAGAUGAGGAGCCUAUGGAGCUCAGUGGCAGCGAGGAGGACCUCCACCAGGGGGCGCAAAAUAACUCCAUGCACUUUGGGCGGGUUCGAACGAGCAGCACGUUAUCCCGCCUUUCUCGGCACAGCUCGAAAGGCGGCGGCUCGCCAUCGGUCACUUACCGAUUUGGCUCGGUGGGGCAGGACACCCAGUUCUGUUUGUGGGACCUGACGGAUGACGUGCUGUACCCGCGCCUGCCGCUGUCCCGCGCCUUUACUAACACUUUUGGGCCUUCGCUGUCCAACUCUGGCAGCGGGGGGGUCAACAGCACCUCAGGUGGGGGAGGAAGUGGAGGUGUGGAGGGACAUCAUCACCCCCCGAACACUAACACCGGCGCCUCCAACCCACCCACGCUCCCUUUACCGCUUCCUCGCUCCCUUUCGCGCUCCAACUCUUUGCCCCACCCCGCUGUGGCGAACGCCUCGAAAGGCCAGGGCGCCUCAGAGGGCAGUGGGGGAGGAGGAGGAGGGGGAGGGAGCACCGGUGGAGGAAACAGCACCCCCUUCAGCAUCGGCCGCUUCGCCACCCUUUCCCUACAGGAGCGCAAGUCGGAUAAGUCCGGCAGCAGCGGGGGCGUGGAGAAGGAGCACAAGCGGUACCACAGCCUGGGCAACAUCAGCAAAAGCAACGACAAGAUCAAUGUGGCGCCGAGGAGCAACCGCCUGGACGCCGCCAAGGUGCUGGGCACCACGCUGUGCCCACGCAUGCACGAAGUGCCGCUGCUGGAGCCGCUGGUCUGUAAGAAGAUUGCACACGAGAGGCUGACGGUCCUGGUGUUCAUGGAUGACUGCAUCAUCACGGCCUGCCAAGAGGGCCUCAUCUGUACCUGGGCACGGCCGGGGAAGGCGAACCUGACAGCACAGAACGGGAACUCUCCGAGCGGCACGGUGGUAUAGCUGGAGGAGAAGCUUUGCACUCAUCCCUCCAUCCUCUCCCUCGUCGUCCUAAUAUGUCAGAAUUUGGGGCCAACUACCAGAGACUAUACCUGACCUACCACUGCAGUAUUAACCCUCAGUAUAACUCUCUGUACACGCCUUCACUCAGAGGUGGGAAACUCUUCCUGAAACAUUCAUUUAGGAAAACUUGGGAACAAAUGACACAUUGAAUAUAG
Neolamprologus brichardi is the source of this 2511-nucleotide messenger RNA. Its product is annotated as WD repeat-containing protein 20. The record is from RefSeq and is a predicted model, not a curated record. NCBI's taxonomy places the organism in Eukaryota, Metazoa, Chordata, Actinopteri, Cichliformes, Cichlidae. Gene Ontology annotation, molecular function: protein binding.